UCACAAAUGAAUGGGAAACAAAUAGAUAUCGAUGAGCGCUAUGAGAAUCCAGCUCCCUAUACUGAAGAGGUACUAGUUAUAUUUAGUUCCGACAAUGUUGCGAAGUACUUUGUUCUGGCUGAUUUAAUCGAUGUUUUUCUCACAUUUGCUCUACCUUUUGAGGAUGACGACGAUUACUCAACAGAUGAUGAGAUCCAGUAUUGUGACUGCAUCGCAUCUGCACUGGCUCAAUCUCUUCCGGGUAUGCCAGGAAAGAAAGGUAUCAUCCCAUACGAUGCUAUCUUUGACACGCAAGCUCAAGCUCGUCGCCGUGGAUACUGGAUACCGGGUAUCCCUGUAAACGCGAAAAUUGUAAGCGUUGAAAGAAAUACUAGAGAUCGGCGAAUCCAUUUUAUCAAUACUCUAUUGUAA
This is a messenger RNA of Cylicostephanus goldi, 411 nucleotides long. The record is from the annotation of a GenBank genome assembly. Lineage: Eukaryota; Metazoa; Nematoda; Chromadorea; Rhabditida; Strongylidae.